This is a messenger RNA of Fomitiporia mediterranea MF3/22, 3463 nucleotides long. RefSeq lists its product as uncharacterized. The transcript is spliced from 3 exons. Bases 71 to 3256 code for a protein of 1061 amino acids. Gene Ontology annotation, cellular component: mating projection tip. Lineage: Eukaryota; Fungi; Basidiomycota; Agaricomycetes; Hymenochaetales; Hymenochaetaceae. The record is from RefSeq and is a predicted model, not a curated record.
UUUCUCUUGGUCUGACGUCGCUGGUCGACCUCCCUUUACACUUCCCGCAAGGCCAGUCGAACUGAGCUAUAUGUCCGCAAUUUCUCCAACAACACGCAGAUGGAUGUCUCCACCACCCAUCUAUGAAGCACCAGUUGCACGCGAAGGAACGACACUUACGCCUUAUCUUACACUUCCCUAUAUUCUUUCCCUUACUUGGCUUGCAUACCCGAUUAUUUCUGUGCUUUUCGUAGCAUUCCGACUCGCGAUAUCAUCUGCAUCUGCUCAAGACUCUGUUGCUGAUGCAAAGGCUAACUUGUUGGCUAGCUGUGCUGCAGCAGAAAAGGCGGCUACCGUGGCCGCGAGUCUGCCACGGUACAUGGCUAUCGGGACGAACAAGCAAAUCGCGGACGCAGUAAAUGGCACUAUGAAUGCUGCGCGUGCUACCCUUGUGUUGUCACUUACGAUAGUCGAGGGAAUUAUUAACUUCAUGAUUGACAUCUAUCGGUCGACGUUUUUCUGCUUCCUUGAAUUAGUUGUGCGCGGUGGUCUGUCGUUGCUUAUUGAAGCCGUUAAUGACAUUAACAACGUGCUGACUGGCACAUUCAAUACUAUCCGAACUGGAAUCCAGAACGAUGUCCAGUCUAUCAAUUCUGCCAUCCAGUCGGCUAUAAAUAAGAUUAACGACGUGAACCCGUUGGGCGACAUUUCUGCACCGCAGUUCAACGUUCCGGAUUUGAGCGCCCUUCAGAACGUGACACUGCCAGAUUCUAUCCAGUCGUCGCUGACGCAAUUGAAUUCUUCGCUACCGACUCUGGAUCAGCUAAGGGAUUCUAUCAAGGAUUUUGUCGAUACGCCUUUCGAGGACCUCAAGGCUGAUAUCAACAACACGUUCGCUGGCUUGGAUUUCAAUUCUCAGACCUUGUUCGUUCCCGACCAGGAGUCUAUGAGCUUCUGUGGUGAUAUGGACACUUCGGUUGUCGACGAUUUGGGCCGUGAUCUUAUAAAAAUCACGAAGAUUGGCAUAGUCAUCCUCGUCGUGCUUGCACUCUUGCUGCUUGCAGCCCACUGCGCUCUUGAAUGGUACAAAUGGCGUUGUUUGCAACAACACCUGGAAUAUACCCGUGAGGCGUGGGUAACUGAUCCGACGAUGAACAAUGCUGUGCAAAACGGCGAGACGCCAAGCUUGCGAAUGACGAACCAUAACCUCCUUGUUCUUGCGGGCAGCCAGCAGCAUCCACUUCUGAUACGUAUUUCCAACCAACUAGCUGGCCUCUUGCGGUUGUCACCGUCUCAGCACACUAAUUUGCAGUGGUUCUUCCAUUAUGUGUUUCAUCCGCCAGUACUUGCUGUAUUUUUGAUCGGUUUCCUUGGCCUUUUGUCCGUCGAAUUGCAGCUCCUCGCUGUUCACCCUAUUGAAGCGAAGUACUCGGAACGGGUCGCUUCGUCCGUUUCGGAUUUCUCGAAUACGAUUGCAACGUCCAUCAAUGCAAGCAUGUAUAACCAGUCGGCAACAUACGCGAAUCAAAUUAACACGCAGGUCAAUACGACGCAGACGACAAUCAACGAUGGACUCUUCGGAUGGGUCAACGGCACAACUACGACUCUGAAUGAUACAUUGGUCAACUUCUACUCGGAUGUUCAGAACGCUGUUUCUACAGUGUUCAACGGUACCGUUCUUGAAAGUCCGAUCCAGGAAUUUGUUCGUUGUAUCAUUGGCACUAAGAUUGAAGCUCUGGAGAAUGCGCUGACGUUUUUGCACGACAACCUUAACAUCGAUAUUCCACGCAUGAACGAAUCGGCUCUUGUACUCUCGCAAGCCGACGUUAACGAAGCUUCGAAGCCCAUUGCGAACGCUGCCGUUGGCGAUGGCUCAGACGGCAACCAAGGCCUUGUCGGCAAGCUCGUCGCCCGUUAUGUCGAUUCACUGAAGAAAGAACGACUCAUGUUCUCCGUUUUUAUUGGCUUAUGGGGUUUAGUUGUUGUUAUCGCAAUAUUGAUUAUCCUGUGGCAUUCGUAUGUGAAACCUGCAAGGGACGCACGCAAACGGCGGAAGUUCCGCAACGAGCAUCGAGAUUUCACUUCGUUCGUCACGCCGUACAAACCUGAGGAAGCUCCUACGUAUUCAACGGAGAAGAAAUUAGACGAGAAGACACCUCAGGUUGAAGGGUUCCUCAACGUUAACUUACGUUCGCCGACUGCUAGGCGCUCACAUGAGCACCAGCAUCAACGCUCGUGGGAUAGCUUGCUCGACUCAAGCACCGGAGGUAGUUCUAACGGAGCUCCCGCAAAGAUCAGUAAGCCUCGGAAGCUUACGGCAAUUGGUUCCAAGGCUGGACGGGAACGAUUCGUCAGCGAUGAGGAACGCGUUCGCAUGCAGAACGCUGCAGCGAAUAGCGGGGAAGACGAUGCGAAGGAACAGUCUGGAUGGAUGAGGCGCCUUACCAACGCCUUCCGGAGUAGAUCCUCCGUCGAGAGUAGUAGCAGCGACGAAGCAGACUCACUCGGUGGUGGUAGCACACGGUCGAGCGAUGGUUCUGGAGGGAAGCAGCUUCGUCAACGUCCAAAUUUAACAAUCCGAACGAGCUUAUCAAACGCAGCAUUUGCCAACGUGGCACGCGAUCGACUUCCGACUGCUGGCGAGGCACCACCCACAGCUACCCCUGGUACAGUGCGAGUGCAGAAUAACCCUCCCUCGGCAUGGUCUAUUUCUCCCGCACCGCCGCGCACGCUUCCUUGGUUGCCGAAUCCUACGAGCACUGCUGGAAAGCGUCCGAAAGGCAGAGGCAAGGGCAAGCUUAAGUUUGGUGGUCUUCCGCAAAGCCCGAGACCGACACAGCGGGCUGCGAACGCGAAUGUUACUAGUCCUUCGGGGUUUGUUGGGAUGAACGGGAGUCAUGAUCCGAGUGCGAUUGGUGCUUUCCCCAUGCCCGGUACUGCUACGACUGGGCUCAGUCAGUCAGGCGUUCCGUCGUAUUACCACUCUUCUCUCCCUCAUCACCCUCAGCGCGAUUCACUCUUGCCAGAGAACACACUUGUGAUGUCCAAUGGCGCACGGAGACAUAAGCGUACGUCCUCAGUGCCAUUACCCAAAAUUGGCAGUGGACCCAAAUCCCCUGCUGCUGCAGCGGGUGGUAAUCCAUUCAAGACGCCAUUUGACGAUGACGCACGAGUAAUACCAGAGAACUGGCCUCAACCACCCUCAGGUCCACAUCCAUCCAUGGUACACGCACAAACCCCUACAACCGCAAAUCCGUUCUCGCCUAAGGCUAUGUAGACAAUCGUAAUCGGACUAUUUCUUUUCCUGUUUUAUUCCUAUUAACGAGUGUUUUGUCACUACAUCCAUACUAUUGUUUAGCUGACGUAUAAUUGAAACAUGAGAUGUGACUUUUUAAUUCCGGGAUGUUUGCCUCCUUUCCUUUCUUUUUGUCCUUCACAAAUACAUAAUUCUCCAUUCCUUUGCUCUCCACUCAACUUCCAUUGC